Boleophthalmus pectinirostris (great blue-spotted mudskipper) is the source of this 3633-nucleotide messenger RNA. RefSeq names its product 3'-5' RNA helicase YTHDC2-like. The transcript has 27 exons. The record is from RefSeq and is a predicted model, not a curated record. Lineage: Eukaryota; Metazoa; Chordata; Actinopteri; Gobiiformes; Gobiidae. Gene Ontology annotation, cellular component: intracellular anatomical structure. The coding region runs from base 76 to 3633 and encodes 1185 amino acids. Gene Ontology annotation, molecular function: RNA binding; protein binding; ATP binding.
AACAGACCGGAGUCCAGAGUCAGGGCGCGUCUUUGAUGGAACAACAAAUCUACAAAGACUAAAACAACAAUAAGAAUGUUCCAUACUGGUGUGUCCUCCAAAACACCGGCGAAAGGCCAAAGCACACCAAAGAGGGGAUGUGUGUCCAGUAGACUCAAAGACACUGACCUCGAUGAAGACGUGACACUAGCUGUGAACCUCGCUUUGGAGAGGUUUCGCUCCAGUGACCAGAAAGAGAUGGAAUUUCCCUCGGUAUUUUCAAGUACAGAAAGGGCCUUCAUUCGUCGCUUAGCCCAGUCUCUGGGGUACAUCUCUAAAAGCAUAGGGAAAGGAUUACAUCGAUAUAUUACUAUCAGAAAAACUGAUGGUUCAGAAAAACAUCGAACAGUGCCUCUCACCCUUUCUCACAACACUUUGUGCUUGAUUUCGAGCCUGCAUCAGAGAUUUCCCAUCACCAGCAAAGAGCUCACAGACCUUCAUUUAAGCAGUAACAGCAGUCUGAGGAUGGCCAUUGAAGCUGGUGGUUGUGACAAAAAUAGAGCAAGUGGAUGUUUAAACAAUGGCAUUCCUAUGGUGCCCAGAAAAAGAAAUCGCACAGAUAUUGACAAUUUCAGGUGCUCUCUGCCAGUGUACCAAAAACGAGAGGAGAUUGUGCAGCUUAACACAGAAAACCGUGUCAUUCUGGUAGUGGGAGAGACCGGCUCUGGUAAAACUACACAGAUUCCCCAGUUCCUUCUUGAUGACUGCACUAGAAGGGGAGAGCCCUGCAGGAUCUUUUGCAAACAACCCAGACGCCUGGCCGCCAUCGCUGUGGCCGAGAGGGUAGCAGCAGAAAGAGGAGAGAGUGUGGGGCAAACUGUUGGUUAUUACAUCAGACUUGAGAGCAGGGUUUCUCCCAAGACACUUUUGACUUUCUGUACAAGUGGAGUGUUUCUCAGGACUUUGAUGGCUGGAGAUGCCAGUUUGACAUCAGUCACACAUGUGAUAGUGGAUGAAGUGCAUGAACGUGAUGGUCUGACAGAUCUCCUGUUGACAAAGAUGCGAGACAUGCUUCAGAAGGUUCCCACUCUAAAACUGAUCCUCAUCAGUGCUGCUCUGGAUAUAGACCUGUUUCUUCAGUACUUUGGGUCCUGCCCUGUCCUCCACAUCAAAGGAAGGCAGUUCGAAGUGAAGGAACUUUUUUUGGAAGAUAUUCUGAAGAUGACUGGUUACAAAGUUAAAGACAUGAAGAAGUACAAGGAGGAAAAAGAGAAAAAAGAAAUUAAAGAGAAGGUUUUGACAGAGUGGUGUAAAGUUGUGCAGAGCAGUUCUGUUGAGGCUCUGAAUGUAGCUGUGUCUGAGUUAGUACUAAGCCGUAGUCACCCAAACAAAGAAGGCAGCACCCUGUGGAAAUCAGAAGAGAAUGGCAUAGAUGUCCUUGAGCCAAGGCUGAUGACUGAGAUGGACAUGUGCAUUUCCAACAUCUUUCUUGGUGAAAAUCAAGAUGCUUUUACCCAAAUUUUUUAUCUAAUUCUCUAUGAGAAUGUAAAUGUCGAUUAUACCCACAGUGAGACCGGUGUUACCACUCUAAUGGUGGCAGCUGGUCGAGGAUGUAUUGAGCAGAUGGAACAACUCUUGAGCAUGGGGGCUGAUAUGAACAUAAAGGCAUCCAAUGGUUGGUCUGCAUUGGACUUUGCCGUGCACUUUAACCAGAUGGAUGCAGUGAAUCUACUCCAGUCAUCAAUCCCUCUUGGAAGAGUAAAUCAGACAGAUGAAACUGCUCUACUGCAGUGUGCUAGUGGAGAGCUGAGCCUAGAGGACCAGGAGCUGCUCGAGCUGUAUCACCACAGCUUUGACGAUGAGUAUGUAGAUCUGGACCUCAUUCUGACCCUUCUGCAUCACAUCUGUACCACCACCGCUGAAGGUGCUGUUCUUAUUUUUCUCCCUGGAUAUGAUGAGAUUGUGGCACUCAGGGAUCGCAUUUACUUUGAUGACAAAAGGUUUUCAACUCUCUCUGAAAGAUAUCAGGUGUUCACCCUACAUUCAGAUAUGCAAAAUUCUGAUCAGAAAAAAGCCAUGAAGACAUCGCCACCUGGUGUUAGAAAAAUUAUCCUCUCAACAAACAUCGCAGAAACAAGCAUCACUAUCAAUGAUGUUGUCUUUGUCAUUGACUCUGGAAAAGUCAAGGAGAAAUCCUAUGAUUCUCUGAGUCAUGUAUCAAUGCUGAAGACUGUUUGGGUCUCAAAAGCGAGUGCACUUCAACGAAAAGGAAGAGCUGGACGCUGUAGAUCGGGAAUCUGCUUUCAUCUGUUCAGCCGAGUCCGUUUCAACACCAUGCAGGAGUUUCAGGUCCCCCAGCUGUUACAGAUGCCUCUACAGAAGUUGUGUCUGCAGACCAAACUGCUAUCUCCUGCCUCUUGCCCAUUGGCCAAAUUCUUGUCUAAAGCUCCACAGCCUCCACCAGCACAUGCUAUACAAAAUGCUGUGCAGAUCCUCAAGGCCAUAGAUGCACUGGACCAACAUGAAGAUCUCACCGAUUUGGGCUCCCAUUUGGCCGAUUUGCCCAUAGAGCCACAUCUGGGCAAAAUGGUUCUCUGUGCUGUGGUGCUGAAGUGCCUGGACCCCAUCCUCACCAUCGCCUGCACCCUUGCCUAUCGAGACCCUUUUAUACUACCUGCCCAGGGCUCUCAAAGGAGAGCUGCUCUACUGUGUCGCAAAGGCUUUACCUCAGGCACCUUCAGUGACCACAUGGCCCUGCUCCGAGCCUUUCAGGCUUGGCAAAAAGCUCGUAGUGAAGGCUGGGAACGAUCCUUUUGUGAAAAGAACUUUCUUUCUCGGGCAACUCUGGAUAUGAUACUGGAAAUGAGAACACAGUUGCUGGGACAGCUGCGUGCCAUUGGUUUUGUUCGGGCACGAGGUGGUAAUAACAUUCGAGAUGUAAAUCUGAACUCUGAGAACUGGGCGGUGGUAAAGGCAGCACUAGUGGCUGGGAUGUAUCCAAACCUUGUCCAUAUUAACAGGGAAGCCUCUCUCAUGUCUAGCAGCAAAGAGAAAAAGGUUCAGUUCCAUGCAACGUCAAUUUUAAGCCAGACCCAGUUAAAAGAGGGUCUCUCAACCAAGAAGGCACAGAUGCUUCCAACAGACUGGCUCAUAUUCGAUGAGAUGAGAAGAGGCCGAAGAAGGGCCAGUGUUCGCUGUUGCUCUAUGGUGACCCCUGUCACUAUUGCUAUUUUUUGUGGUUCUACAAAAUUCUCAAGCUCUGCCCUGCAUGAACCUGCCUCUUUAAAAGAUGGUUCAGUUAAUGUCACAAGUGACAGUGACAGUGACUCAGAGGAGCUGGCGGAGAUGAAGGUUGAUGACUGCCUUGUUUUUCAGUUGGACAUAGAAGCAGCAGGACUGGUAUCUGAGCUCAGGCAGAAAUGGCAAAAUCUUUUCAUGAAAAGGCUAAAAUGUCCUUCAAAGUUCUGGACUCAACAUGAUGAGGCUGUCUUACGCACACUGGUUUCUAUGCUUUCAGAGGAGGAGCAGAGAGCAGGCUUACAGCAACCUAGAGGGAUAGGCCAACGACCCUGGCCAAUAACCUCUGAAGUGGAUUACCAGCCAACCUUCAAAAGCUCCAAGAGCAGCCCUCAAAGCAGCACAGAUGACCGGUAA